AUGCAUUCUUCGACUUUGCUCACUCUCCUUGCGACGGGAACUACCUCCCUAGCCUACACUAUCCCCGCCAAUCUUCAAGCAAUCUACAAUGCCCAUAAGGCGGGAACUUGCUCCAAGCCCCUUUCUGGAACUUCUUCUUCUGGGGCUGUCUUUUGCGCAGAUAUUCCAAACGCCAUUUUUCUCAAGGGAAGCAAUGGAAACUAUGAUAACAUGGACGUCGACUGUGAUGGUGCCGAUGAUAAGGCCGGUGAUUGCUCCAAUGACCCUACUGGAUAUGGCGAGACAGCGUUCAAGGACACUGUGCAGACAUAUGGUAUUUCCGAUUUGAACGCCAACAUUCACCCGUAUGUUGUUGUUAACGAGCCGCCUUAUUUCGAUGCCGAGCACUACGGCUUGAAACCAUUGAGUGUCAUGGCGGUUGUUUGCAACAACCAGGUGUGGUACGGUAUCUGGGGUGAUACCAACACCGAGCCAACUACCGGAGAGGCAUCUAUUUCACUUGCCCAGUUGUGCUUCCCCAACGAGGGUCUUAACGGUGAUUUUGGACACGGUACUAAAGAUGUGUUAUAUAUCGGAUUCCUCGGCGAUAAUACUGUUCCGGGCAAGACUGGUGCCAAGUGGAACGCGAAAAAUGUUUCGGAUUUUGAAGCUAGCAUCAAGGCAAUGGGGGAUAGGCUCGUUCAAGGUCUUGGUAGCAACAACGGCGGCGGCGGUACUAACCCUCCCCCUCCUACAUGCUCUUGGGCAGGCCACUGCAUCGGUGCUUCUUGCGGCUCUGAUGAUGACUGCUCUGACGACUAUGUCUGCUCUAGCGGCAAGUGUGCUGCUAACGGCAGCGGUGGCACUACCCCUCCCCCUCCCCCUCCUACAUGCUCUUGGGCGGGCCACUGCAUUGGUGCCUCUUGUGGCUCUGAUGAUGACUGCUCCGAUGAUUAUGUCUGCAAGAGUGCUACACAAAAUUGUAUAUAA
This is a messenger RNA of Trichoderma virens Gv29-8, 969 nucleotides long. Its product is annotated as glycoside hydrolase family 75 protein. The transcript is spliced from 4 exons. The record is from RefSeq and is a predicted model, not a curated record. The coding region runs from base 1 to 969 and encodes 322 amino acids. Lineage: Eukaryota; Fungi; Ascomycota; Sordariomycetes; Hypocreales; Hypocreaceae. Gene Ontology annotation, molecular function: chitosanase activity.